Schistocerca cancellata (South American locust) is the source of this 860-nucleotide messenger RNA. RefSeq lists its product as uncharacterized. Bases 59 to 853 code for a protein of 264 amino acids. The transcript has 8 exons. Lineage: Eukaryota; Metazoa; Arthropoda; Insecta; Orthoptera; Acrididae. The record is from RefSeq and is a predicted model, not a curated record.
UCGGAAAAGAAAAUGGCUAUCUUAUACAGUGAAAAAUACGAAAGAUGAUGACAGUACCAUGUUCGCUGUAUUGCUGGUACAGACAUAUAAAGAUGCCAGAUACUCCACUAAGAAUAACCACAGAGAGGAAGAACCUCAUAUUGAUACAGUCACAGGGCUUGUUUACAGUUUGGGUCCUCCAUUUCCUUUAUUAAUGCUGAACAGUCAGCAACCGGAAAACAGUCACAACCUUCUUAUAAGAUUUCUCGAACACCGCAUGAAGAGGUCAUCUCAGCUUGUGAGCAACUUGUAUGAAAACCAAAAUCAAUUUCGUUUGAGAUUAAUAGAAACUCAGAAGGAAAAUGAUUUAUUCCGUCAGCAGCUUCACACUUAUAAGGAAGAACUGAACCAAGAGAGAAAGAGAGUGAACUUGCUGGAACCAAAAAUUUCACUCUUGAAGUCUCACAUCAGAGCUUUCCAAAAGGAUGUGGAUGAGAAAGAACUUGUGUUACACAUACUGGGGCGAAAGCUGCAUGAGAAAGACCUUGCCCUCAAGAAACUUGAGCUGGAGAAAAAUUUGAUCAAACAGAGAUAUAGCAGCCUUCUUGUUUCUGAAACUGAAGAAAUAUCACAGAAAAUGCAAAAGCAGUUGAAAAUACAGUCGGAACUCAAGAGACAUUUAGAAGUCAAGGACGAGAAAUUGAGACAAAUCAGACAUAUACUGAACAUUGCCCCUGCUGGCUCCCAUAUGGGUACAUCCAGACUGAAGAGAAGCCAUAGUUUGAGAGAUGUUGCAUUGGGAGAUGCUGCACUGGAUGUUGAUAGUGGUUCACAGAUUGAAAUACUGAGACAGCCACCGGAAAUGGGGAACUAAAACCUGG